CAUUUUCCUUUUCAGUUUCUUCUCCUUUUGAAUUGAAACAUUACAAAAUAAAAUAAUCUAAUAAACUCAGGAUUCUGAAACGCAUUCUGUAACUUUUAAAGAAUUCAAAACGCUCCAAAAACACGUCUUUAAGAGCGUUUCUCCAAACUCCAAACCAAGAUACGAUUAAAAUGAAGUGGGCGUCGAUUGAUAUGAUCGUCAUUACUUGCCGUUGUGACGUAACCAGUGGAGCAGCCGUGCCAUUGCGCAGGCGCAGCUUCACUUCAAAGCUAGUGACAGACGCGACAUGAAAAAUAAAACAGCAAUUUCUUUCCCGCAGCCAGAGGAGUUGAAGUUAACCGGAGAUGUGUAUGAGAACUGGAAAGCGUUUAAGCUGCGAUUUGAGCUCUAUAUCCACGCCGUCAGUGUCGAAAACGACGAGCGGAAGUUAGCACUGUUGCUAAUGCUAGCAGGUCGAGGAGCGCUGGAUGUUUACAAAACAUUCGACUUGAAAUCUGAGGAGAAGCACAAGUAUGCGGCUGUGAUGGCGAGGUUUGACCAGCAUUUCUCGCCCCGGAGAACCGAAGCGUUCCAGAGGUACAUCUUCAGACACCGGCUGCAGAAGGAGUCCGAAUCGAUCGAACAAUUUGUCAUGGACUUGAGAUUAAAAAGCCAGUUUUGUAAUUUCGGCUCCCAGUGCGACGCCAUGAUCAGAGAUCAACUUGUGUUCGGCAUCCAGGACGACAGGACGCGGAUGCUACUGCUGAAGGAGCCUGAACUAACUCUUUUAAAAGCGAUCCGGAUUUGCCAGGCGUCUCAGAGGUCGAAACUGCCGUUACAGACGAUUUGCAUUGAGGACGAGAGCCUGGACGUGGAAGCAGAUCCCGCCGAGAGUCAUCUCAGCUGUGACUCAAAGAGAAACCCCCUGUCACAGUUUCAAGACAGGACAGACUGUAGCACGCAGGCAGGACGGGGACACACCGAGGAGGAGCCGGAAGAGACGGAUGCCCUGACGUCUGUGGGAGAUGGGAAGAGUUCGGAGGGAUGUAUUGAUGAUGUGGAUGAAGACUGCAAAGAGAUCUCUUUUGAGCUGGACUCAGCCGCUGUAACGUACUUAAAUAGGCACAACAGAAAAGCGGAGGCCAACCACGGACACAUGAUGGAUCCUCCCGAAAAUAUGAAUCCACUUGGUGUGUUCCAUUCCUGUGGCGGAGGGAAGCAGCCAGUCUGUGUUUGUAGAGACAGCCAGGGAAGAGUGAUCCAGCUUGAUGUAGCGCCGUCAUGCUCCGCGACCGCGCCAGACAAGGUCACGUCAAAGCAGCAGCAGGAUAAACCCUACGUGAAAAAGCCGCCAAAUGCCUUUGUCAUCUUCAUGAGGGAGAACCGAGCCAAGAUCAAGGAUUUUGCGCAACCCAAACACAGUGCAGAGGCUAAUGCCAUCCUGGGUCAAAUGUGGAAGACCAUGUCCCCGCAGGACCAGGAGAAGUAUUACCAGAAAGCUGCGGAAGAGCGACGCCUCCACGCCGAGCAGCACCCGGACUGGUCCAGCAAAGACAACUACGGCAAGAAGAGGAAGCGGCAGCGGAGCAGAGCUCAGACCAAGUGAAGAGUUGCUUCUUACAUAAGGCUUUAAAACGCUAACUGGACUGAGAGUGACAGAAUGAUGAGCAGUCAUUUAAAAAUAACUUAAAAGUGAAUAACACAAUGAAUUGCUGGAAUACAAAUGGAGCUACAGGUCUGCAGCAACGUUGGCAGUGACUGGAGAUGAUCACCAAGUGAGCAUGCUAACAAGUCUGGUCUCGUGAUGGUCUCGCUGUGCAGCUAUUCAGUAGCGACGCCGGCACUUUGUUUCACCGACAGGUUUGACUGAUGCCAGUGAUGGCAGUACUGCAUCUGAGAAGGUGAAACCUCUGCGAUGUCUGGCUCUCCUGACACAGCAUUUUGUUUUACCAGUAUAAUCUGUGAUUUCAUAGUUCAAGAAUUUUAAAACUGUUUUUUUGCAAGGUGGAAUCCCUCCUCACGGUGUUCAUUUCACUUCAGCGCUGUCUUUAGAGGGUGCUUCAUUUAUCCACUGCACAAACCCGUUGAGUUGGUGCAGUUAUGCGCCUCUAUAUUCACGCGUAGACACCGAUAUCAUUUAUUUUCACGCAAGUUCUGCCUCCGACCGCUGUGUGAGAGAGGUGAGGAUGGAUACAUCAAACAACCGUCUUCAUUUCCACUUCGAAACUUAGUUUGUUGGGAGCCAGGUGGAACUGUAGAUCUCCACCUGUGACACGACGUCUGAAACUCUCCCCUGAACGCACACCCGACAUCCUAAAAUCUUAAAAGUGUUUAUAUAUCUUAAAUAUAUUUAUAGUAUUUAUUGUUCUGACAUUUCAGGACCCCACGAACAAAAAUAUACAUCCUGGUGUGUACCUUUAAAAAACCUAUAUGUUUCUCAGAUCUUUGUGUUAUGUUUUCAGAUUCAUAGAUUGCGUGAAAAAUGACUGCACCGACUAAUCGGUUACUGAUGAUAAUUUGUGAGUUGCGGCCCUGACAGCGUCGUCCCUGCUUGAGUGAACUGUAGGAGAACGACAGCACCGACUGCUCGUCUGUAUCGCGGUGUGUUGAAGUGCUGAGCAACUAAGUUCAAGAAUGCAGCUUCUAGUUUUCUGUUCCUUCAAAGUACUGGAUCUCGUGUUGGAUCUGCUUAUGUCGUGGUACUUCCUCCGUGGUAAUCGCUUUACUUUUGAUUAUUAGUCACAUUUCAAACCUCUAUUAUUUAGCUCAGAGCUUUCAGCACAGAGUGAGGCCGUGUGUUCUGGCAUUCAAACCUUUGAAGACAGUAAUACCUCAAAUUAUCGCCUGGGUUUGAGCUCCGUGGGCCACUGCCGUGGAGUAGAACCCGGGUUUCUUACAAAUGCUAGUUGUUUGAAUGAUGCGCGUCCUCAUAUCGUGUCAAAGGAAAGAAAUGGUUUGAUAAUCUGGCCCUCAGUUCAGUCGGAACAACUUUAUCCUGUGUUUAUACAGUGUGAGAAUCUUCACCAUACAAACUAUUUUAGAUCUCUAAAGUCAAAGGUUCUUAUUUGUGAAGCACUUCAACACACUAUUUUUCAUCAGAAGUGUGCUGCUGUCGUCGCGAGCCCUUAAAUGCAACACGGCUGCUGUGAUAGUUCUGAUGUACAAGUUGAUCUGAGACCGCACUGUGAGAAGAAUAA
Messenger RNA from Synchiropus splendidus (mandarinfish), 3176 nucleotides. RefSeq lists its product as uncharacterized. The transcript is spliced from 6 exons. Lineage: Eukaryota; Metazoa; Chordata; Actinopteri; Syngnathiformes; Callionymidae. Gene Ontology annotation, biological process: regulation of transcription by RNA polymerase II; canonical Wnt signaling pathway. Gene Ontology annotation, molecular function: RNA polymerase II cis-regulatory region sequence-specific DNA binding; DNA-binding transcription factor activity, RNA polymerase II-specific. The coding region runs from base 287 to 1585 and encodes 432 amino acids. Gene Ontology annotation, cellular component: beta-catenin-TCF complex. The record is from RefSeq and is a predicted model, not a curated record.